UGCCUUGAUUCUUGUUAAAUCAGUUCUUUCUUCUUUCAAAGUUGAUAAGCAGUGAACAAAACCAACGAGUUGUGCUCAAUUCUUUCAUUUGCAAUCGAUUAUCUCGCGAUAGAGUAGCACAGAAAAGUGAUAACUAGUUUCAGCAGAAUAAUGAGCGACUUUCAAUCUGUUUAUUUUCGUCGGCAAAUGGUUUCAAGCGCCAGAGAAUCGAUGUUUUCUAUCAGUUGAGUGAGUGCAGAAACAGUGACUUUGCUGCUGGACAAGAAGCCAAAAAUAGAUCUGAACUUUCAACUACUUCACUAAAACAAUAGACUGUUUAAGCCUAACUGUUAAUUCAUAAGUUGGGCGAGAAGACUGUUGAUAAGUGGAAUUACUUUAACCCAAUGCUUAAUUUAUUUUGAAGCAUUAUUUUUUAGGAUCAUAUAAGUACCUAGCCUACGGUAUACCCUAACUUAUUCUUAUCUUUUAAAAGUCGGUCUUUUACUUAUAACCUAGCAAAGAAAGAACAGUUUUACUUCUUCUGUAGUUUAAGAGCUUUACACUGGAGUCGAAUUUGUUUGUUGUGGUAGUUGGUCGAAUGAGGAGAGAUCUUCAAUCGCAAAUUAGGCACACAUCAUCUGACCAUUUCUCAGAGUUGUCAGCGGCUAUCUAGUAUUGAAUUUGACAACAGUACAUAUCGUUUGAAAAUCUUGGGAGUUUUAGUCGUCCAAUUCGACUUAUUUUGAGCACGAAUUGCUGCAGAAAACUUACGAAUUUGGAGAAAACAGGUCUUAUCUGUCAAAUUUGGAAAGUUAGAAAGAAGACCCAGGCACAAUAUUGUCAUGGCACCUAUGCCGCUCGUGCGUUCUCACCUGAGGAACAAGGACGAUUCUGACGAAGAAAGAGACAUCAACUACUCGUGGACAACUGCUCCUCAUCAACCAGUUGUUAGAAGAUUUUCUCCACUUGUUGUGGCUCUGGUUGGUUUACCAGCAAGAGGAAAAACCGUUCUUGCCCAUAAGCUACAGAGAUUCCUCUCAUGGAAGGGACAUUCAGUUAGAGUGUUCAGCGUUAGUAAUUAUAGAAGAAAACAUAUUGAGCUGUACAACAGCCAUGACCUUUUCAGAGCUGACAAUAAAGAAGCCUAUGAAAUCAGAAAGCAAAGUGCUAGUGAAGCCAUGGAGGAUACAUCUGAUUGGCUCAAAUCACAUGGAGACAUUGCUAUUCUUGAUGGAACCAAUGUCACGGAGGAAGCGCGCUCCCGUGUGAAUGAUUAUUUCGUCAAAAAGCAUGGAUUCAGAAUCAUGUUCGUUGAAUGCAUUUGUGAUGACGAAUACAUUAUUAGUCAAAACAUCAAGGAUAUCCUACAGUUCAGUAAGGACUAUCAAGAAAUGAGCAGUGAAAAAGCUUUGGAUGAUCUUCUACGUAAAAUUGAGCAUUACAUGGAUGUAUAUGAGACUAUCAACAAGAAAACAGAAGCUCAGUACUCUUACAUCAAAUUUUUCAAUGCAGGGGAGAAUGUUUCAAUGAAUAAAAUCAAUGGUCCAGGAAUCGGCGAAAUUCUGACAUUUAUAUCAAACUUCAGACCCCAAUCAAAGACAUUCUAUUUCUCAAGGCAUGGAGAGAGCGAGAACAAUGUGCUGGGUAAAAUAGGAGGCGAUGCUGAUUUGUCGCCGAGAGGCAAAAUGUAUGCCAGUGCUCUGGCUAAGCACAUGAAUGAUGCUUGCAUCGCCAACCUCAGAGUGUGGACCAGUCACAAAGUGAGAACCAUUCAGACUGCACAGCACAUCGUUGCUCCAAAAGAGCACCUUGCUGCUCUUGAUGAACUUGAUGCUGGAGUUUGUGAGGGCUUAACUUAUGAAGAAAUGCAGGAGAAAUAUCCACAGGAGUUCGCAUGGAGGGAUCAGGAUAAACUGCGCUACCGCUACCCCUGGGGUGAAUCUUACAUUGACAUAAUGAAUCGCUUGGAGCAAGUGAUUAUGGAACUUGAACGAGAUGAAAAUCUCCUCGUUAUUAGUCAUCAGGCUGUUCUGCGCUGUAUUCUUGGAUAUUUCCUCGACAAAGACUUGGACGAAUUGCCUUACAUCAAUGUUCCGCUCCACACGAUUAUCAAACUGACAACGGAAGGAUAUAAAUGUCGUUUGGAAUUCAUCAAACUGAAUGUCGAAUGUGUCGAUACGUACAGAAAACAGCCCAAGACAAUUUCUACCUCUCGAACUACAGAAGAGGCUCUCAAAACUGUGCCUUUUCAUCUUGAAGAGCUCAACGAUCUUUGGAAAAUGAUGAAAGAGCCUCCUCAGACAUCGGACUUGAUCAAACAAUAAUCAAAUUAUGUUGAUCAUUUCCUUCAAAUCUGAAUCGAUGGAACGGAAACCUGAAGUUAUUUUUAUGCUUAGUUAUAUUUCACUAUAAUGUAUGAUCAGGGAGCUUAUAACUGCAGUUAUUCUAUUAUAUUAUGUUAAAUGAUCAACUAUUUUGAUAACCUCUAUCUUUAUUUACGUACUUUUGGAAAGUAGAAAACUAGUUAAAAUAUUUUGUUUGACAUUUUGCUUCUCUCUUUAAUUUGUUCCGGUAUAAGGGUAGCGAGAAUUCAUAUCAGCUUCAUAAAAAAUUAUAAUCAUGUACUGACAUACUUUCUAAUAGGUUAUUAAAUAAUAUUAUUGAAUGAUUGUUUCUAAUCUACAUCAUGGUUGAUCAAUUUUAUUUAAUAUGGUCUAAGCUGCUAGAUAUUGUUGAAGUAGAUAUUAUUCUCUUCCUGAGUAGAAAAGUCAAUCACAUGAGCAAUUUUACUGCCUUUAAUUAAAUUACAUAUUAACUAGUUUUAUUUAACAUUUACCUAUCUUAUUAAUCCUGUGCCUGGUCGCAUUUGAAACUAUUUACGGUAUUAAUUGGAUCGGAAACAAAAGAUAAUUUACUCUUUUGAUAUUGGGAUCUUUAAAAAUAUUAGUUCAUUGUAAUUGAAGUCCAUAAUGCUGUAUGAAUUGGAAUCGGUUGUCUUUUUCGUGUGUUUUAUCCCAUGUCUUGAAAUGAUGACUUGGCAAAACUUUUAUUUAUACACAAAUUCUUAAUAAAGCUGGGUUUUCGUUUGUGCGUAAAUGCAGUCGUCGACCACGACAGGGAGGAAAUCUCAGAUUGGGUGGAUUUCAAUUUGUCUACAUAACCUGAAAGAUUAUGUUCAAUUAUGUUUUAAUGGGGCAGGUUGAGCUUAUACUUUUAAAUGGCAAUAUGUCGAUAUUAUUAAAAAAUGUUAAAUUCUUUAAUAAUAGAGGCAAAUAAUGAAAGUUAUUUGAUCAGCUGUUUUAGCACACUUUGAAAUUUGGACAAUAUGAAUGUCAACAAUGCUUGCCGUCGUCGACUGCGGAAAUUUACGCACAAACGAAAAUGCACCUUAAAAUGUCUGUCUAUUAGUGUUUUAUGAGUAAAUUUGAAUAGUUACAAAUAGUUUAUUAUUUUUUAUAUAUUCUUUAUUUUCUAUAGUUAUUAUUGUACUGUACUGAGCUUUACUUCCAUGUUGAACCUUAUUUUUAACAGGACAAGUUGGUUGUUUAUGCCUUUUAAUAAUGUGGGAUGCUAUUUGAAAGACUGACAAAGCUGUUCACUACUGCAAGCUUAUCUGCUGGAGACUGGAACCUCUUCAAUUGCCAAAAAAAUUCAAUAACUCUCCAAUAAGUAUAAUUUCUUUUAGAUACCGCAGUUCACAUUCAUAGUUGAUUUUAAGGAAAAUGACUACAUUUUCUAUAAAAGUUUCAGAAUGAAGACUUAUUCACUUGUUUAUUAACUGAUUGUAAUUGUUCCACAAAAUUAAUGAAUCUUUUAUAAAUGUUAUUACUUUCGUGAUUCUAGUUUAUUUAUAUUUUGUAAUCCAAAAACAUGAUAGGAACAAAUUCUAAUCGAUCUUGAUAUAGGCUAUAGAACUAAGUGCUUUUUUGGAACAAUAUAUAGGUUUCGGUGCUCAAUGCUCUGGGGGUCAUUGGGAUAUUCAGACGAGGGGUCCGCUCCCUGGCAAAAUGUUCAAAAUUAGCCUCGAAAAAGUGUUUUAAAGCUAAUGGCUCACGAAAAGUUAAAAAGUAAUGUUGUUGUUUUUUUUUAUUUUGUCCUUAGAGGUAACGAACGGCACAAAAACAGCACUGGCUAUUAUAAUUUUGUAUCAAGUCCAGAAACGCUUCCAUUUUCUGAACGAAGUGGCUCCAAGUCUCAAGGAACAUUAAUUGGGGGUUUUGCAUUUUAGUCAUGUUUAAAGCCUGCUAUUGAACAAAACAAUAUCUGUGAUAACCGUCUGAAGAUUAAAUUUAUUAUUAUCAAUAUUAUUAUGUCCAUCUGUCAGCUUUAGAUGGUUUGUUAUCAAGCCCACAUUUAUUAUUAUUUUGAUUGGCAUUGAAGGUAUUUCGUAAAAUAUUGGUAUUUUAGUUUGUGUUAUUUCUUAGAAAGUUCGUUUUUGAACAGUAUUUUUGUAUAUUAAGAACUAAAACUUUAUAUAGAAUAAAAGUAUUUAAAAAAAUAA
Nilaparvata lugens (brown planthopper) is the source of this 4480-nucleotide messenger RNA. RefSeq names its product 6-phosphofructo-2-kinase/fructose-2,6-bisphosphatase. Gene Ontology annotation, molecular function: ATP binding; fructose-2,6-bisphosphate 2-phosphatase activity; 6-phosphofructo-2-kinase activity. Gene Ontology annotation, biological process: fructose metabolic process; fructose 2,6-bisphosphate metabolic process. Bases 822 to 2303 code for a protein of 493 amino acids. The transcript has 10 exons. Lineage: Eukaryota; Metazoa; Arthropoda; Insecta; Hemiptera; Delphacidae. Gene Ontology annotation, cellular component: cytosol. The record is from RefSeq and is a predicted model, not a curated record.